AUGGGUGAUGAAAUUGAUCUAAUUGAAAAUAAAGUCAGUGAUGAUGAGCAAAGUGAAUCUAGCUACCCUAUUUUUAAUCCUGUUGAAAACUUUGAUCCAACAUUUACAUUGAGGAUGAUGUUUAGCACAAAGGGUGAGCUUAGAAAGGCUAUUCAGUCUCAUGCAAUUAAGACAAGAAGACAUGUAAUUUGCACAAAAAGUGACCCAAACAGAUACUAUGCUAAAUGUGGUGAUACAGAUUGUGAUUGGAGGUUACAUGCUCAUAAACUAAAAGAUGAAUGCACUUUUCAAAUUAGGGAUUACAACCCUAAACACAAGUGUGCCAAGACUUUCAAUCUUAAAAAUGUAAAGUCUAGUUGGCUCUGUGAUAAAUAUCUUGACAAAUUCAAAUCUGAUCCCAAGAGGUCUGUGAAGGGUUUUAGAGUGGAUGCUAUAAAUGAGAUUAGAUGUCAUAUCUCUAAACAUGAAGCUUAUAAAGCCAAAAAGAAAGCAUUGAAAAAACUUGAGGGAAGUCCUGAGUACCAAUACACAAGACUUUGGGAUUAUACAGAUGAGAUUCGAAGAACUAAUCCAGGUAGCACUGUCAUUGUGGGGACUGAAGAUGUGGAUGGGGAAAACAGAUUCAGUAGGUUUUAUGUUUGUUUUUUAGCAAUGAAAAAUGGUUUCAAAGAGGGUUGUAGGAAGAUAAUUGGUGUUGAUGGGUGCCACUUAAAGGGGCCUCAUGGGGGAAUUCUUUUAACUGCAGUAGGACUGGUCCCAAACAACAAUCUUUACCCAAUUGCAUAUGCCGUUGUAAACGCAGAAUCAAGGGAAACUUGGGAGUGGUUUCUGAUUUUGUUGAAAACUGAUUUGGGUUUUAGAGGGUUGGCAUUCAAGCAUGCCUCAUGGAGAGCUGCUAAGGCAUGUACCAAAGGGGAGUUUAAGGCUAGAAUGAUGGAUAUCCAAGUUCUUGAGCAAACUGCUUUUGAUUGGUUUUCUGAUAAACCUCCUAAACAAUGGAGUAGGUCACACUUUAGUCCAAAUGUAAAGUGUGAUAUGUUGCUGAACAACUAUUGUGAGACCUUCAACAUGAUGAUAUUGGAUGCUAGGGAGAAGCCAAUACUGACUAUGCUAGAGUGGAUAAGGGAAUUUUUGAUGAAAAGAUUGCAGGAAAAUAGGGACAUGGCUGAAGUAAAAUGGAAAGGAAGAAUCUGCCCAAAAAUAAGAAAAAUACUUGACAAACAUAUAGAAAAAGUUGGUGACUGUAUUCCCAUCAAAGCUGACAAUUUUCAUUAUCAGAUAUCAUGCUUUGAUGGUGGUCAAUAUGCACUGGACUUGUCAAACCAUACUUGCAGUUGUAGGAAGUGGGAACUUAGUGGGAUUCCUUGUAAGCAUGCCAUCUCAGCAAUUUUCAAUGAAAAAGAUGAUCCUGAGGAUUACAUUGAUGGCUGUUAUUCUGUAAUUGCUUACAAGAGGAUAUAUGCAAGUGCAAUUAUGCCAAUGGGUGGUGAGAAUCAGUGGAAUGAGACAUGUUUCAUACCUCCAUUGCCACCAAAGUUUGGCAGAAGGAGUGGUAGACCUUCCACUACACGCAGAAGAGAUCCAGAUGAGCCUAUGACAAAGAAGAAAAAAGAGAAAAGAGGUAAUGGAAUGAGGGUGAAAAGACAACAGCUAACAGUCAAAUGCUCUAAGUGUGGCCAGGAGAAGCAUAAUGAAAGGACAUGCCCAAAUAAAGAUCAAUCUCAGUGUUAUGAAGAAAUUACAGACUUGACAGUUGAAGAAGCAGCUUUUGAUGUAUUUGGAGCUGAUGAAGCUUUACCAACAAAGCUCAAUGUGGCAGACAAAGGAAAAAAGAAGGUUACAAAUGAGGCUCCAAUUAUUUCAGCCCCAAUUACUGGGAAAGACAAAGGAAAAAAGAAGGUCAAUAGUGAGGCUGAAAUUAUUUUAGCCCCAAUUACUGGGAAAGACAAAGGAAAAAGGAAGGUGACAAAUGAGGCAGAAAUAAUGCAAGUGGACAAUGAGGCAGAAAUUAUUCUACCCCUAAUUACUAGCCUUGUCACCUCACAAUCUGCAGAAAAUGAGAUGUUUACUACACUCCAAGUGCCCAAUCCAGUUUCCAACUCUCCUCAGUACACUAAGGGACCUUCAAUGUACUCUCAACUACAUAGUGUUGGACAUCCCAGGAGUGCAACAUCAAGGAUAGAUAUUAGAGCCCCACCUCCUAUGCUUGGUAUCAAUACAGUGUGA
Sesamum indicum (sesame) is the source of this 2226-nucleotide messenger RNA. The record is from RefSeq and is a predicted model, not a curated record. Lineage: Eukaryota; Viridiplantae; Streptophyta; Magnoliopsida; Lamiales; Pedaliaceae.